Molecule: messenger RNA, 1652 nt
Organism: Bombus impatiens (common eastern bumble bee)
Lineage: Eukaryota; Metazoa; Arthropoda; Insecta; Hymenoptera; Apidae
Gene: Hr83
Product: photoreceptor-specific nuclear receptor
Exons: 6
Coding region: 193-1245 (350 amino acids)
Biological process (GO): regulation of transcription by RNA polymerase II; cell differentiation; anatomical structure development
Molecular function (GO): RNA polymerase II cis-regulatory region sequence-specific DNA binding; zinc ion binding; nuclear receptor activity
Source: RefSeq, a predicted model, not a curated record
CGCGCCCCUCAUACUCUCUCACGAUCUCUCGUGGUCUCGUUGCACCGUGUGCGCGCCAUCAGUCCAACCCUCGACGUCCUGCUGGACGAACCCCGCCGAGCUCUCUCGUCCCUCUUGUCUUGUUCUCGCGUCUUUGCUUCUCUCCUCGCUUCCAAAUAUUCCGCGCUGUCUGCGAUUCUCCGCGGGAGAAAGAUGGGAAGAACGCUGCCGACGCCGGUUGCUUGCAAGGUUUGUGGCGACCGAUCUUACGGGAAACAUUACGGGGUUUACUGUUGCGACGGUUGUUCGUGUUUCUUCAAGCGGUCGGUGCGUCGCGGCGCUCUAUUCACCUGCAUAGCCGGAACCGGAGCGUGCUUCGUCGACAAAGCGAGACGCAAUUGGUGUCCGUAUUGCCGCCUGAACAAGUGCUUUACCGUUGGCAUGAACACGGCAGGUAAGCAUAAUCGAAUCGACUUCGAUCGCAAACGCAAGUACGCCGCCCGCUACGACUUGGUAUCUCUUUCAUCUUCUUUGGACCCAGGAAUCGUAGCACCGAUUCUAAUCGCAAAGGAGGCGGCCGUCGCUGCAAACCCAACGAUGCGAUAUCACGCGACCGACGUUAACGUCGACGAUAACGGACUCUCUUUCUCGUCGAUGAGACGGAUCCUCUAUUCUCCUCGAGUGCCUACGAUUCUCGUCGCUGGAGACACGAUACGAUACGAAGUCGCGGCACGGAUAUUCUUCGCGACCGUGCGAGCCGCUCGCCAGCAUCCAGACUUUUCGAUGCUCGCUUUCGACGAGCAGAAUAAGAUUCUUCGAAGAGGAUGGGCUGCGGCGUUCGUUCUGCGAGCUGCGAUCUGGCCGGUCGACUUGACUAAUUUUCCGAAAACGAUCCUCUCGGCUGACAGACACGGCGACAACGCCCAACACCAUCGCCAUCACGCUGUAUCCUCGGCAAGAGCCACCAUCUCUAAUUUGCGUCCCGAUCGAGUCGAGCUCUCGAUUCUGGAAACCUUGAUCCUCUGUCGACCCGAGAUCGCCGAGACGGCGAACGGCAUACGUUUGACGUCGCGAGCAACGGACACCGCAGUGGACGCUCUGGUUCGACAUCUCGCUGGUAGAACCGAAUCGUCGGCCAGGAUGGCCAAACUUAUGCUCGUCCUACCCAUCUUGACGGGAUCCUGCCCCCGGGAACUAGCCGACGAUCUUUUCGCACCUAUUAUCGGUGACGUCGACCUCGAAAAAGUGAUCGCGUCUGUGCGCUGACUCGAUCGUUCGUUCCACCCUGUGUUCGUGUAUCUUCCUCCCUGUCGUAAAAAUCUAGUCACCGCGCCGCAACGUAAUCUCCGUUAUUUCCCUCCGUUCUUUCCUUCCCUUUUCUUUCCCCCUCUUUUUCCCCUUUUUCCCCGUCCUUCGCAAGCCACUGCGUAAAAAGCGUUUACCACGUGAAACGUUUUCACUUACUCGCUGCAAAAAUUCGUCACGGAGAUGCAACAAGGAGCCAACACUGGAUGAAAGAAUUGCGAUCUGCAUUUAUUUUCUUUGGCACUUUAUUCACGCAAAUGUAACGAUCUCACGUUCGGUGAUAUGUACAAUCGCUUACAGUAAUAUGGCGCAUCAAAGAGGAUGGAAGAAAGGCAGAGUUCGCGAAACGGUACGCGUCAACGUUCGGC